Messenger RNA from Rhinopithecus roxellana (golden snub-nosed monkey), 1042 nucleotides. The record is from the annotation of a RefSeq genome assembly. Lineage: Eukaryota; Metazoa; Chordata; Mammalia; Primates; Cercopithecidae.
AUUAACCCACUAGCUCAACUCGUUAUUUACUCUACAAUAAUCAUAGGCACCCUUAUUACAUCACUAAGCUCCCACUGAUUUCUUGCCUGAGCGGGCCUAGAGAUAAAUAUACUAGCUUUCACCUCCAUCUUAAUUAAAAAAGCGAACCCUCGCUCCACAGAAGCCGCCACCAAAUAUUUCCUCAUACAAUCCACCGCGUCUAUAAUUCUUAUAAUAGCAAUUACAUUAAAUAACUUAUUUCCAGGACAGUGGAUCAUAAUAAAUAACCCUAAUCAACUAACAUCCUUAAUUAUGAUAGUAGCCCUAGUCAUAAAAUUAGGAAUAACCCCCUUUCACUUCUGAAUUCCAGAAGUCACCCAAGGAACACCCUUAAUUCCUGGAUUACUUCUCCUAACAUGACAAAAACUAGCUCCCAUUCUAAUUAUAUAUCAGAUUUACCCAUCAAUUAACACAAACAUUCUCAUAACCCUAUCAACCCUAUCCAUUAUAGCAGGCAGCUGAGGAGGCCUUAACCAAACACAGCUACGUAAAAUUCUAGCAUAUUCUUCAAUCACACACAUAGGCUGAAUAAUAAUAACACUAGUAUAUAAUCCAAACAUUACAGCCUUCUAUCUACUUAUUUACAUUAUCAUAACAAGCACUAUAUUUAUAGCACUAAACCUAAGCUCAAAUACUACAACCCUAAUACUAUCACGCGCCUGAAACAAACUAACCUGAUUAAUACCAUUAAUAUCAGUUACCCUUCUAUCAAUAGGAGGCCUACCCCCACUAACCGGCUUCCUACCCAAAUGAAUUACUAUUCAAGAACUUACAAAAAAUAACAACUUUAUUAUACCCUCUGUCAUAAUUAUUAUAACCCUACUCAACCUAUAUUUCUACCUACGCCUAAUUUAUAUUACUUCUAUGACAUUACUUCCCACAUCUAAUAAUACAAAAAUAAAAUGACAAUUCGAAAACACAAAACCCACACCCCUAAUAUCCCCGCUCAUCGUCCUCACAACUCUUCUUCUACCAAUAUCCCCAACAAUCUUAACUAUAUUCU